AUCGAUCAUCUCUCGACGACCUCUUCACACACGCUCUCCUGAGAGCCCCUUGCUCACUGACGGCAGCGAAGAUGAAUCAUACUACUUCACUUGGUCCAUAAGAUUCCCGGAUCACUAUUGCUGCACCACCAUGAGCGGCAAGAAACCUGAAAGCAACAACAACAACACCUCCUGUUCCUCCUCCGGCUCAGGCCCAGGCUCAGCACGGAGGUCGGUCUUUGGCUUCUUCAAGAAACGGACUCCUCUCGUCCACGACAGCCACGAAAUGUCGCUGGCAUCGCCGAGCACCACCGCCGUCGCCAGCCUGUGCCGCCUCCCAACGGAGUUGUUGUUGAUGAUUGUGGCGGAGCUCUCAUUCCCCGAUCUGCUCCAUUUGCGAGCGAGUUGUCGAGCAGCACAAGAACUGCUCUCACAAGGCGACUUGUUGCAAGAAUGGAUGCAUCGCCAAACCUUGCCGCGCCAUGAACUGGAACCCGGCGAUCAUGUCCGACUCUAUAUCCAAUUAUACCCUCCCACUAAUGGCCAAACCCUCGAAUAUCUCUUGAAUCAACACCGCCGAAUAUCGACCGCAGUGCUCUUAGCCACGCGACUCGAUUCCUAUGUCGAGCAAUACGCGCAAACCCAUCCGGGACUCUGGGUCCUCCGCGACGCCGCCACCGCCCCCUUCCCCGCCAUCGUCUGCAUGACAUGUCCCGAGUACGCCGAAGUACAAGACAAGCUCGUCCCCUGUCUCCUCGUCAUCCAACACUAUCUCGAACACCUACGAAAUAAACUCCACGACCUCGCCGAAGCACGAUGGUCCGACACCAGCCUCAUCUGGUCUCGCCUCCAAGAAGUCACUUUCCACACGUACAAUCGCAAAGAUGUCAUUUCCGCCCACGAAGCCUUUCAAGUCCUCUGCUGGCUCAUGGCCCGCCUUCUCGACCCUUCUUCGGAUUUCCGCGCCCGCCGAAUCGCUCUCCGCGGAGUGAACAAACGCUCCAUUUCCGACCAAGAUGUACGACAAUUCGUCGUUUUGGGAAAUCUUCGAGGUCUCGCAGAAUUACUUUCUCCUUCACCUUCACCAACGCAUCACCACCACCACAAGAAAAUUCUAUCUUCUUCUUCUACUUCUUCUACUUCUUCUUCUUCAUCUUCUUCGUAUUCAUACUCCUACGAAGCUCGAGAGAAAAUCGUCUUACGUCUAGUAAGAAGUCACGAUCCGACACGAAAUAAAAACUGGCUUCAAGCAUGGUCGGGAUAUAGGCCCGAAUAUCGACCCAUAGCACAAUCGAUUCCGACGACGGUGAAUGUGUUAAAUUUGCAAUUUGGGUUUCAAGAGGUGUGGAUGCGGAGUGCCGUGGAGUAUUUGUCGAGACAUAGAUUAUUGUUGCGAGGAGGAGGGGGAGGAGGAGGAGGGAUGGAUGCGUUGGUGGGAUUGAUGGAGGAGGAUGAGAGGCCGAGUCGGAGGACGGUGGAUGGAUAUACGGAUAUUGCGGGCUAUCAUAUGGUGCAGGGUUCGCUGUUGUGAAUUCUUUUUUUGUUCUACAUCUUCUCUGCGACUAUUAUCGCUGGGCAGCUCUCUCUCUCUCUCUCUCUCUCUCUUUUUCUCUUGCAUUGAAACACUCAUCGCUACGACUACGCUAUGCAUGCCACAAAAACAACAAUAAUUAUCAGUCAAACACCUCCUUUAAUUCCCUUCCCAGUAUUCCUUCGCCAUGUGGUAUAUCCAGUCCCCCAAUCCCUUUCAUCUCAUCUCAUUCCAAUUCAGUUCAAUCCCAUUCAUACCAUAAACAUCAAACCCCACUCCUAAACCCCUUAACAACACCCUCCAACAUCUUCAACCCAUAAAAUCGACUCACACUCUCGUAGACCUUCAAUUCCCUCAAAAUCUUCCCCCGGUCGACAGUCCCAACCCACUCGCCCGCACAAGCGCAAUGCUCCAUAAAAUCAUUCGUGCGCACGCGUUUGCAUUUCUUGCACGUGAGAUCCUGCGACAUCCAUUGGAGUGCGAGUUUGCUCACGUCGCUGAGAAGCCGCUCUUCGAUGGCGAGAAAGUCGAAUCGGUGAGAGCAGUUGUCGCAUUGAGGGGAUAAGAUGAUUUCGUUGUUGUUGUUGUUGCUGUUUGUGGGAAGGGCAAGGUCGGAGUCGCGGCAGAGGUCAAUGUCCUUGGGGACACAGCAUUGCGGACACGAGAGUUGUUUGAUGCAGAGUGUGCUGCUGGGAUUGCUAAAUGUGCCUUCGGAGGAGAAUUCGCGAAUGUCGAAGAGAUGCAAGAGAUCCUUGCGGAGGAGCCGGGCUUCGAGGGAGAUGGUUUUGUCGAGCGAUAAGACUUGCAUGAGGCUCUUGACCAGCUCUAGGACGGGAUUCUGAGGAUGGAGAUGCGAGCCGGGCAUGGUGGGGAAUGUCCAGUCGCUGAAGAGUUCCUCGUGGAGAGACUCGGUCCGUUGACGCUUGAUGAGAUGUUGAAUUUGCUUGUGAAGAGGCUUGGAGAACGUCUUUUGCAGAACCGUGCCAGGCGUGGUCUGAUCGUCCUUUUCGGAGUUGAAGAUGCUCGCGUGAAUCGGCAACUGCGUUGCUCGAGGCGUGGCACCAUUCAUCAAUCCAGCCGGGCGUUUGCGUCCAUGCAUGAUUUCAAUGUACUCUACAACCCACUGAUUGAAGAAAGGCUGUAAGAUUUCAGGCAGAAAUGUGGCAAUUUGCCAGUGCAUGAUCGUGUCGAGCGUCUGUUCGCUUUCUGCGACAACUUCGACACAACCUUUUCCGCCGUAGUUGAAUUCAUCGUACCACGCCAGGUAGUCCCAGUACUCUGUGAUUGCGAGAUCCAAGAAGUGGAACGCCGGCUUGGUGUUGAUGGUUUUCAGAAUGUAUUCACUGUAGGCGAAUGCAUUCCCAACUUCAGCUUUGCUCGUUUGCAGUAACAGUCGUCCCGCAUUGGCGAAGACGACAUGCGAGCCUACGCGUCGGAAUUCGGACAUGAGCUGCUGAAACGCCUUUCUCGACAUCGUUUGCACGUAGUAGUGCAAAUUUCGGUCGUAGAGAUGUGAAGACGGUGAUUCUACCCAGCGGACAAGAUGCUGUACGAGUGUAUCAGCCAUCGGGCACCCAUCUGAUGCACAGGCUUGUUGCCACCACGCCCGAACCAUCUCUCGGAGUGCUCCAAUGCCUGCAGAGGCGAAUGCGUUCUCAGACUGAAGAUUCUGCGCUGUGUCAUCCAGUGCAUCUUCUUGGGCUCCAGCACCAGAGACGCCAAGAGGAUCGCCACUGGAGCCCUCUGCGUCGUUGAGGACAGCCGAGGAGAGAAUCGUGUUGAUAGCUAGGUUCUUGAUGCUGAGGUCAAUGCAGACGGAUGAGUACGUUCCUGGGUUAUUGACUGAGGGCAUGUCCACUACCUCCAUUCCCCCCAGAAUGUCGUCUUUCUCGUGGCCAGCAUGAUCAGGUCUCGCAUCUUCCGACCACCACAGGAUGACUCUCUCUUUCUGCAGUCUGCGAGCAUAGGCGAUAUCGAUCAAGAAUCGAGGAUCGUCCAUUUCCAGGUUGCAUAGUGGUACAUUUCCAUAUCGAGCAAACUCGAGGAGGUGACUGAUCCAGGAUCCAAGAUCUAGGUAGUGACUGACGAGUCGCUUCGCAACAAAGGACUGCCAACCAAGCGGUGGAAGCUGUUUAUCACUUUCAUCUGCCUUGAGUCGGAGAGACGGAAAGUUUUGGAGUAUGGGAAGACCAUGCAUCAGCAUUAUUGCUGAAUGUGACUGUAACACAAGCAUGAUCGGUAGCGCUUCUUCUUUCUGCAUUUUCUUGACUGCAUCACCCAGCUCCUGGAAUGCUCGUCGCUGCGUCGUGACUUGUACGGUCUUGAAAUGGAGGCUCUCCUGAUACUCCAGCGUAGCCUGCCAUGGCUGGCCACCAUUCUUCUCCAGCUUUCGUGCCAGCAUUUCUUCGUAGAUGCGAUCCACAUUGGGCAUUCCUUGUUCACUUCGCGCACGGUUCAAGACCACAAUCUUGACUUCUGCUUUCGUCGACGAGAAGAGUGCGUAGAUUUGUCUCUCCCCAGCGGAGAUGUGAUAGAGAGCGAGAUAGCUCAAGCUCGUCGACCCCAUAUAUGGCUGCUUCGGAGGCACUGUUCUCAGGGUCGAGAGGUCGAACCCCUGCUCCAGACCUUUGCCCAGCACACCUCGCUGGCUUUCAUCGAACGUGCAAACGCAUCCGAGCUCGAGCAUAGCACGGACAUCAAGUGGCACAUGUCUCUCGUAUACGCCUUCCACGCUCGAGUGGUUAAAAAGCAUGGACAGCUUCUCGGUCUCUUUGACAUACACCUGCUCAGGCAUAGUGAGCUUGAAAAGGUGCGUGCUGGGGUGACCGUUUGGCAGAGUGUGGUUCACAAUCUUCUCGGCCUUCACGCCAUCCACAGUGACAUCUGGCAGUUCCUCGUCCUUGAGAUUCAGGUAUAUCUGGCGCGGUACCACGACCUUCAACUGGUGCACUUUCUUAUCGAUGAGUAUGAAAGCUCUGACUUCUCCCGGUGAGUCUGUUUCUCGCAACUGCAGGAUUUGCCAGUCCGCUGUGUACAACAACUCUGCCUGGUUUCGAAAGAAGGUCCCAAUCGCAUCAGUUGCAUCUUGUCUCUUUUCUCCAAAGAGUUGGCGUCUUCUCUUCCGAGCAGCCUUCUGGAUCUUCCACUUCUUCUUCUGGUACUGUAGCCAGCCUACAUAAUCCUCUGUGAUGCUGGGCAUGACUGCGGGUAGACUGUCGUAUGGAUUGAUUGUUGCUGGAAGUGUAGGCUCGUCUCGAAUCUUCCUCUUCUGGCUCGCAACAGCCUUCGUGGCACUGCCUGGCUUGAACUUCGACAGUGCGGUUGAGCCAAAGUCUUCCAUGUCACCACUCGAUCGCACCGGUUGUCUGUUAGCAUCGCGCUCCUUGAGUGCUUGCUUCUGGAACAUGUCUGUCAUCUUAGCUUGCUGAAACUUGUCUUCCUUCUGGGCGAUUCUGCGGUUGAGCCAGUCUGGAUGAGCCACGCGCGGCACUGGGUUCUUGAUCUUUUGCAAUGCAGCGGGAAUAGUGAUGAGCUUCUGAAUUACAGACCCCAGACGCUCGAGGUAGUAGUCCCAAUCAAUCAAAUCUCGGGGAUCCAUCGAACCAGGAUCCUCCUUCAUCCAUUUCCGUAGGUAGUACCGCUUCACCGAGUCUUCGGCAGACAGGAUCGCGACAGGUAUGGCGCGCUCCGUAACUGGGGCGUUCUUUGGUCUCGAUGAGAUGAUGUACUUGCAGUUCAAGCCUUUGUCCUUUACCAUCUGUUCGCCCAAAAACUCUGCCAGCCGUUUCGCAGUCGUGAUAGCAGUCGACUUCUGCGCGCCAUACUCCUCGAGAGUUUUGGUCAUGCUUUUGUUCUCGCAAAUGAGGUCGAUCAGCUCCUCGUCUGCCAGCAUACUGCCGUGUGAAUGCAGAACGUCGAGCCACUUGUUGGCAACCUUGGCGACAGCGCCAUAUGUCUCAGCAAGCGUCGAACCCUCCAAAAAGAACUUGAAUAUCUGUUGCUGGAAGAUCUUGAUCAGUCUCAACUCUCCACGUCGCUUGACCUCGAAACCCUUCAAUUCCGCCAGUGAUCCAUCGUCAUUGAAGACAGCAUAUCGCUUCUUUAAAUUCCUGUCCUCAUCCUUUGAUGUAGGCAAGAUCAUGGCUCUAUAAGGACCAUCGACCUCGAAGAAGAUCGUGUUAUCGCUGUGCUUCUCAUAUUUGAACGUUGUCGGGUCUUUCAGUUCUUCGUAUUGGUGGUUCGUAAAGCCAGCGUGGACCAGGUGAUUCAGCAUGGCGCAAGGGUACGAUAUAGCUAGCUUCUUGCCAUUCUUCAUUUUGAACGCAAAGUUCUCCGGAAAUGUCGCGGGAAGAAUACACCAAAUACCAUCAGUAUCCAGUUCCAGAGGUCUACCGACACGCUCAACGAUUUGACGUGCCAUCUGGAUAAUUCGAGCUCCCGUUAAACAGGUGACACCUGCCAUCUCCAUGGAGUACCAUCGCGAACCUUUACGCAUGACGUAUCCGUAGAAUGAAUUGAGAAUGACUUUGUGGGCGAGUUGCAAGGAGUCGAAGAGCACGAUCAUCUUCUUCGCCUCGUCAAUCUCGCCGGGUGCAGCCCCAGCCUUUUCAAGCUCAGAAGUCUUUCCUUUCCACACUUUCUGCUUGCCUUUAAAGUCAUAUCGACGAUCACGGAAGUCCUUUACGGUGUCGACGUAGAAAGGAUUUUCUCGCUGACAGAUGAUGGCUUCUCGCUCAAUUGUCUUGGUCUCGUGGAUCUUGUGAUAAAUCUUCUUACUGUAGUCGGUCAAGCGUUUGCGAACAAGACCAGCCUGCUCAUCCAGGCUCAGAUCCUGGAAAGCUCUAGCAGCACUGUCUGGGCCGAACUUUCCGGGAAACUUCUCGUUCUCGAGCGCAUGUCGAAUCAUGUUGUAUUCGUCUCGCUUGGCAGGCAAGAAUUCACCUCGCCACGACCAGGGCAUUCGUCUAUCGCACGUCUUGCCAGGUCGAUUGAAAUCGCAAGCCGCACAAUCUGCCUCGUCGACCAUGCUGUCAGGCUGCAGUCGAUUUGUCGUCAUGAUGUUCGGAUACAUGGAUGCGACGUCCAAGUGAUAGAUGAGUGGUCGUUCGCUCCUGUUUGGCGUGGCUUUAAGCUGCAUUAAUCGAUCAACAAUCUGUGCUUUGAUCUCCUCGUAAUUCUCCACGUCGUCAAAAUUCUUUUUUUCCUCAACUUCAAUUGUGAAACGUAACGCAGCAUCCAAUCCUUCCAGAAGCUCGUCGAUAGCUGUCGUGUCAAUAGCAAAAUUGUUGGGUAUAUCACUUCUGAAGACACCACACUCGAUACUCUCGACGUGCCCGCCGACAUAUGUCUCCGACUCUAGUAGGUGGCCUUCCCAGAAGGACUCUCGGGCCUGCACGUGCUUGUUGGGCAGUACGAUCUCCUUCUGGUAUGCCUGGACCAUGAGCAACAUCUCGCAGAGGGUCCCUGUACCUUUCCGUAGCACGUCGUCUGGACCCAGCGGAAUGAUUGUGCACAGUGAGAAGAUGAAAGGGUGCACAUAUUUCAUAUACAGAUAGUAGGUUGCCACAGCAUCGGAAACAGAGUACUCUGCGAGUGUUUGUGGUCGUUCCUGUGCGUAUGGUGUCAUAAGCUCCGGGUCGAGCUCGUCCGGAUCGUAGCCUAGCUUUGCGACUGUGACUGCUUUCAGACCUCGGGAUCCCUGCGGUAAGUAAGAGUCUCGACUGACCCAAGCAAAGGCGUCCAUAUGAGCGCAGUGCGUCGAUUGGUAGACGUCUUCACUGUUCUUUCGAAAUCCGAUCUCCUGAUACAUGUCCAUACCAUGCACGCUCGCUCGUGCCUCAACAAAUGGCCAAUCGAAGAAGUCUCCGUUGUAAGUCACCAUGACAGUAGGUCGUGCUUCUUUGAUGCAGCUGAAGAAGCGCACUAGCACAGCCUCUUCGUUGGAUUCGUUGAAGAUCAUGAACGGCCCUUCGAACUCUGGCUUCGGCGUAUAGUCAAAGUCCUCGAUAUCUUCCGACACAAUCUCGCGGUUCGUGAUCAGAAAUCCUUGCCCAUCAAUCAUGUACGAUAUCAUCAUGAUCUGAUCGAUGGCGGCAUCUGGAAACUUUAAUGGCAGCUUCGUCGUCUCAAUAUCAUAAGCCAUCACCACAGGAUCCGCUCUCGUUAGUCGCUCCUCAAGACACUUCAGCUUGACAUGCCCGUGCUUGGCUUCC
This is a messenger RNA of Sphaerulina musiva SO2202, 7722 nucleotides long. RefSeq lists its product as uncharacterized. The coding region runs from base 131 to 1510 and encodes 459 amino acids. The record is from RefSeq and is a predicted model, not a curated record. NCBI's taxonomy places the organism in Eukaryota, Fungi, Ascomycota, Dothideomycetes, Mycosphaerellales, Mycosphaerellaceae. The transcript has a single exon. Gene Ontology annotation, molecular function: protein binding.